Messenger RNA from Suillus clintonianus, 765 nucleotides. RefSeq lists its product as uncharacterized. Bases 1 to 666 code for a protein of 221 amino acids. NCBI's taxonomy places the organism in Eukaryota, Fungi, Basidiomycota, Agaricomycetes, Boletales, Suillaceae. The transcript has 4 exons. The record is from RefSeq and is a predicted model, not a curated record.
AUGUAUCCAUAUCCCCUAGUCGCCUUCUACUCCCAAGAGCGCUUCAAGAGCAAAUUUUGCAACCCUCACGAAGUCUUCUCCCCGGAUAGUGGAAUCAUGGCUCUGUCGAUACCCUUUGCAACAGGUGGUGAGAAAGCUCGACUGGACAUUGCUAUCGAUGUCUCUACCGAGUGGGGUCCCAAGGUGUCGCAUUUUUUCUUGAUCAACGAAGCCCUUCGUGCGACGGGCGCCUGCAUUGGAAUUUCCGAGGAGCAUUCACGUCCUGCAGCUUUCGUUCUAGACUUCAGUCCUGCGAGUGUCCGAUGGGCUCGAGGGGAGGUUGAGGCACGUCGUGGAAUACAUGGUGCUUUGGUGACAGAAGCGAGUGUUCUACGACCGGGGCGCCUGCUUGCAGAGGAGGUCGUCAGUUCCCUGCCUUAUACCCGAACCAUGCUCGCUGGUUACCUACCCCAACACCAAAUUCAACUUUCGCGAGAUGAAGUUGUCUAUCCUUAUGCAGAACUCGUUCACCUCAGUUAUUCGUGCGCUCGAGUGUCUAUGCGUUGCAGUGCUACACAUGCAUCACCUUCGCCCAUCCCAUCCUCAAAAUCCAGGAUCAGUGACGAGGCAUUCAAAGAUGCGAUCCGGGAACACCAGCUUCAGGAGGAGAGUGGGCGGCGAGGCUAGUGAGAGCGGGAGCCGAGGGUCGUAGCAGUACCGCCGUUAGUAUCGACUGAUCUGAAUUUAUUGAUUUGUUGCUAUUUCAUGUGCUAUAAUCUGAGUCAC